Messenger RNA from Salvia splendens (bonfire salvia), 1337 nucleotides. RefSeq lists its product as uncharacterized. NCBI's taxonomy places the organism in Eukaryota, Viridiplantae, Streptophyta, Magnoliopsida, Lamiales, Lamiaceae. The coding region runs from base 26 to 901 and encodes 291 amino acids. The transcript is spliced from 2 exons. The record is from RefSeq and is a predicted model, not a curated record.
UUGGUUUUAGCCGGUAAAAACACAAAUGGCAAGAGUUCCUAAAAACCACCGGAUUUUGACGUGCGACGGCCGGGAAUCUGAGUUUUCCGGCGAAACUGCCAUAAAUCUAUCCGACGAUACAGUGUUCCAGUUCCUCAGCGAAGAAUGCGAGGUGUUGAGUAGCUGUUUUGACGAUUAUUCAGACGACAACGAGAAAGAAAAUAAAAACGAAGAUGAAAUUCCAGGUGCUGAAGACGACAGUUUUUGGGAAACUCAACAUCAAUUAUUGCAAUCAACGAUAUGCAGAACAAGUUCUUUGGAAUCUAGAAUCCGAAAUAUCACCAAAGAAGCAGUAAAAGAGGCCACCGGCGUUUGCGAAUGCGGCAGAGCCGCCGACGGUUGCCGGAAAUGUCUAAUGGCGGAUAUGUGCCGCCGCCUCCAGAUCGCAGGGUUUAACAGUGCAAUAUGCAAGUCCAAAUGGAUGAGCUCACCCGAUAUUCCUUCAGGGGAACACACGUUCUUGGAUGUAAUCGAUGGAUCGAAUCCGAAGAAGGAAGUGAGGGUGGUGAUCGAGUUGAAUUUCCGAUCGCAAUUCGAGAUGGCACGAGCGAACGAAGAGUACAGCAAAGUGGUGAAGAAGCUGCCGGAGAUAUUCGUGGGGAAGAUGGAGAGGCUGCUGGCGGUGCUGAAGAUCGUGUGUAGAGGCGCCAAGAGGUGCAUGAAGGAGGAGAAGAUGCACAUGGCGCCUUGGAGAAAGCAUCGCUACAUGCAGGCUAAGUGGCUCAGGACUUGCGAGCGCUUGGCGUCUCAGCAGACUUUCGCCUCGGGCUACUCCGCCCGCCCGCCCCGCCCCGGGAAGUCCUUGCUCACGGUUGACUUGAUGAUGGAAAAUCUGCAUAGACCGGUUGUUGCAGUCGUGUGAACUUCCGAUCGACUGUUUUUACUCUUUUUUUUUUUGGCCGUAAGAUAUGUAAAUUAGUACUAGUUGAGUGAGGAUCACAAAAGAUCCUGCUUCUGAGAUGAAUCUUGAAAUCUUCUUUUUUGUAUCUGCAGUACUUACACUUGCUCAAAGGAAAUCAAUCAUGUGCAUAGCUUGGUAUAAGGGUGGGUAGAUACGGUAUACCUUACCGAAACCACCAUACCGUAUAUUCGGUAUGCGAAAAAAUCAUACCUUUAUCUUACCAAAAUUUUCGGUAUACCGAACUUCGGUAUACCUUAUUUUCAGUAUGGAGAAUUUUCAUACUGAUAUUGUACCUCAUUUUCGGUAUGUCGUACCAAAGUUCGGUAUACCAUACUUUUGCGGUAUACCUUACUUUCAAUAUCAAUGAAAAUUGAAUAUUUGAGUUUUUAGAAUACUA